GUUUUUGUUUGUCUUCCAGCGAAAUCGACAUUUCGUCUUCCCAAAGUACUGACUGACACAAAGAGAGAUAGAGAUCAGAAUCAAUGGCGGCUAAGGGUCCGUUGAAGCUAAAAUUCAAAGGAAAAACAACAAAAGGAUCAAAGGGAGGAUCAACUUCAACUUCUUCCUCCUCCUCCUCGUCUGUGUCUUCCAAGUUCGAGGUCAUCAAGGAUUGGACAAACUGGUCAUUGAAGAAAGCCAAAGUCGCCACUCACUAUGGUCUCAUCCCUCUCAUCAUCAUCAUCGGCAUGAAUUCAGAUCCUAAACCUCAUCUCUUUCAGCUUAUCAGUCCCUUUUGAAUCUUCUUCUUCCUUAGUACUGUUGCUUUCAGUUAUGUUCUUUUCUCGAUAUAUGAAAUGGAUUUGUAUU
Molecule: messenger RNA, 408 nt
Organism: Camelina sativa (false flax)
Lineage: Eukaryota; Viridiplantae; Streptophyta; Magnoliopsida; Brassicales; Brassicaceae
Product: mitochondrial import receptor subunit TOM7-2-like
Biological process (GO): protein import into mitochondrial matrix
Cellular component (GO): mitochondrial outer membrane translocase complex
Source: RefSeq, a predicted model, not a curated record